UACAUCAGUAUUUUUGAGAAUGGUUGUCAGAGGUUUGCAGAUGUGGGAAUUGCCUUUAAUGAUUCCAAGGCCAUCUGGAUGCUUUUACAUGGGCUACCAGAAACACUACAGUGGGUUGUCUUUCAAAGUCUCACCCUCAGUUUCUACAAUAAGACAACACCAUCUUCCACCUCCACUUCCACCACUUUGAUAACUACUCAGUCUGUGACAUUCAAAAACAUAGCCACCGUGUUCACUAAGGAAGCUAAUCAACAGCAAGGUUAG
Suillus subalutaceus is the source of this 264-nucleotide messenger RNA. RefSeq lists its product as uncharacterized. The transcript has a single exon. The record is from RefSeq and is a predicted model, not a curated record. Lineage: Eukaryota; Fungi; Basidiomycota; Agaricomycetes; Boletales; Suillaceae. The annotation marks the transcript as partial.